CCAGCCCCCAGCCAUGGAGAUGGGGAAGGGGAAGGGGGGAGCGGGGGGAAGUUGCUGGUUUCCACCCUCCUGGAUGCCAAGGAUGAGCUGGAGGAGAGGCUGGAGAGAUGCGUGAGCAUCGUCACGGCGCUCACCAAUGGGCUCUCGGAGCGGGAAGCCAACGAUGCUCUCAACGCUCACAUAUGCAAAGGAAGCCCCCAGCACGAGGAGAUCUGCCUGGGGCUCUUCACCCUGGUCCUCACGGAGCCCGCUCAGGCCCAGAAGUGCUACCGGGACCUGGCCCUGGUGAGCCGGGAUGGGAUGAACAUCGUCCUCAACAAGAUCAACCACAUCCUGAUGGAGAAGUACUUGAAGCUGCAGGACACGUGCCGCACCCAGCUCGUGUGGCUGCUGCGGGAGCUGGUGAAGAACGGGGUGCUGGGUGCUGAUGGCGUCUGCAUGACCUUCAUGAAGCAGAUUGCAGGUGGGGAUGUGACAGCCAAGAACAUCUGGCUGGCUGAGAACGUGCUGGAGAUCCUCACCGAGCAGAGAGAGUGGGUGCUGAAGAGCAGCCUCCUCAUCGCCAUGGCCGUGUACACCUACCUGCGGCUCAUCGUGGACCACCACGGCACGGCCCAGCUCCAGGGCCUGCGCCAGAAGGAGGUGGAAUUCUGCAUCUCCCUGCUCCGGGAACGGUUCAUGGAUUGCUUCAUGAUCGGCCGGGACCUGGUGCGGCUGCUGCAGAACGUGGCCCGCAUCCCGGAGUUCGAGCUGCUCUGGAAGGACAUCAUCCACAACCCGCAGGUCCUCAGCGCCCAGUUCACAGGUGUCCUCCAGCUCCUGCAGUCCAGGACAUCCCGCAAGUUCCUUGCUUGUCGCCUCACUCCCGACAUGGAAACCAAGCUGCUCUUCAUGACCUCGCGGGUGCGGUUUGGGCAGCAGAAGCGGUACCAGGACUGGUUCCAGAGGCAGUACCUGUCCACCCCGGACAGCCAAUCCCUGCGCUGCGACCUCAUCCGGUACAUCUGCGGCGUGGUGCAUCCCUCCAACGAGGUGCUGAGCUCCGACAUCCUCCCGCGCUGGGCCAUCAUCGGCUGGCUGCUCACCACCUGCACGUCCAACGUCGCUGCUUCCAAUGCCAAACUGGCCUUAUUCUAUGACUGGCUCUUCUUCAGCCCCGAGAAGGACAGCAUCAUGAACAUAGAGCCUGCCAUCCUGGUGAUGCACCACUCCAUGAAGCCUCAUCCUGCCAUCACCGCCACGCUGCUGGAUUUCAUGUGCCGGAUCAUUCCCAACUUCUACCCUCCUCUGGAAGCUCACGUCCGGCAAGGGGUCUUCAAUUCCCUGACCCACAUCGUGGAGAAGCGGGUCCUUGCCCAUUUGGCCCCUCUCUUUGACAAUCCCAAGCUGGACAAGGAGCUCCGGGCCAUGCUAAGGGAGAAGUUCCCGGAGUUCUGCAGUUCACCCUCACCCCCCAUUGAAGUCAAAAUUGAGGAGCCCGUUUCCAUGGAGAUGGAGAACCACAUGGCGGAGAAGGAUGACAGUUGCUAUGACAACGCCGAGGCCGCCUUCAGUGAUGAUGAGGAGGAUCUGAACAGCAAAGGAAAGAAGAGGGAAUUCAGGUUCCAUCCCAUCAAGGAAGCCAUCGUGGAGGAGCCUGUGGACAUCACCCCCUUCCUGGACCAGCUGGAUGAGUCCCUGAAGGAUAAGGUCCUGCAGCUGCAGAAGGGGAGCGACACGGAAGCCCAGUGUGAGGUCAUGCAGGAAAUCGUGGAUCAAGUCCUGGAGGAGGACUUUGACUCGGAGCAGCUGUCGGGGCUGGCCUCCUGCCUGCAGGAGCUCUUCAAGGCUCACUUCCGAGGGGAGGUUUUGCCGGAGGAAAUCACGGAGGAGUCCCUGGAGGAGUCCGUGGGGAAGCCGCUCUACCUAAUAUUCAGGAAUCUCUGCCAGAUGCAGGAGGACAACAGCGGCUUCUCCCUGCUGCUGGACCUCCUCUCGGAGCUCUACCAGAAGCAGCCCAAGAUCGGGUACCACCUCCUCUACUACCUGAAGGCCAGCAAAGCAGCCGCGGGCAAGAUGAGUCUCUACGAGUGCUUUGCCCAGGCCACGCAGCUGGGGGACCUGCACACCUGCCUCAUGAUGGACAUGAAGGCCUGCCAGGAGGACGACGUGCGCCUGCUCUGCUACCUCACCCCCUCCAUCUACACCGAG
Pezoporus flaviventris is the source of this 2190-nucleotide messenger RNA. RefSeq names its product integrator complex subunit 3 (gene INTS3). The record is from RefSeq and is a predicted model, not a curated record. The annotation marks the transcript as partial. The transcript is spliced from 21 exons. Gene Ontology annotation, cellular component: cytoplasm. NCBI's taxonomy places the organism in Eukaryota, Metazoa, Chordata, Aves, Psittaciformes, Psittacidae.